AGCUACAAUAAUCUCAAUGAUCAAAGGGCUAAUCAUGUUGUUGUUCUUAAACACAACCCAAGCUUGGAUCUGCACGCUCUGUCCUUGCAAGGCUCUUCAUUCCUGGGGUUGGGCAGCAAACUGCAAUUUGAUGGAACUCAAGGAGAUGCCCCACCUGAACUCGAGCAUCAAAAUUCUUCAUCUGCAAAACAACAAUUUGACUACUGUUCCUCUUGGUGCUCUGGAUAGCUUGACCAACUUGGAGGAAGUUAAUUUUUCCAACAACCCUUGGCACUGUAACUGCUCUAUUUUAUAUCUUAAGGAGUGGCUGACAGACUUCAAUAAAAGUUCUCUUGCAAAGGCUAUCUGUGCAACUCCAGCUUCUCUAAAUAUGAAAGCCUUGAGCCAGCUGAAAGGGAAUGAACUGGAGGGAUGUAGGAAACCCCUGCCAAUCAGUUGCCAUGAUUUUUUUUUGAGGGACUUUGGUCUGAUUAUUUUGGCAAUCAUUGUCUUAAUUUUAGCAGCAUGUGUUUUGCAACGUUCAAAACAGUUAGUUUUCCAAGCCAGCAGAAAGCAGCAUUCUUCUGAAGUUCCAUUGCUAUGGUUCCAUGACCAGGAAAAUCAGAAGUCCAAAUGAAAUGCUGCAAUUGGCAAUAAGAUGCUGUAAGAAUAAAACCACCCAUCUAUUACUGUAUUUUUGUGAACUGAAAAUAUCUAUAGUCACAACUAAAGGCUUCUUUUGGUGAAGAUAUCACACUUUUUCACUCAUUUCCAUGUGUGAAUGUCAAUAAUCCCUAUCAUUGAUAUUAAGCCAAUAAUUCUUGCAGAUAUAUAAGUUGUUUUGCUAUGUAAUUGUACUAUACUUGUUAAUGCUCCAAUAUGCAUAAUUGAAAUGUGUUUCCAUGCAUCAUAGGUUCUGUUGCUAUGGCACUC
Molecule: messenger RNA, 912 nt
Organism: Notechis scutatus (mainland tiger snake)
Lineage: Eukaryota; Metazoa; Chordata; Lepidosauria; Squamata; Elapidae
Source: RefSeq, a predicted model, not a curated record